Molecule: messenger RNA, 950 nt
Organism: Haliotis rubra (blacklip abalone)
Lineage: Eukaryota; Metazoa; Mollusca; Gastropoda; Lepetellida; Haliotidae
Exons: 3
Coding region: 50-751 (233 amino acids)
Molecular function (GO): protein dimerization activity
Source: RefSeq, a predicted model, not a curated record
UGUUUCAUCGUCCACUCUGAAAAAGGUGCUCAAUGAAGUCAUCAUAUCCAUGUCAAGUCGUUUCUCCGACAUAACUGAUUCUCUACUUUCUGCAUCCUCCCUUGCAGAUUUGAAGUCAUGGCCAGAUACAUUUGAUUCAGAGUUUGGAGCAGACAAACUUACAGCCAUCACAGACCACUACAGAGAGUUCCUCACCGACCGUACUGACAUUGAGCUUGAUCUGAUUGACCAGGAGUGGAUGAGUCUAAAAACUAAGAUCUACAAUAGUCACAAGCCUUCAGAACUGUCCUGGAAUGUUGUGUGGGAAACCUAUGGAGAGACACACAAGAAUUGUCUGCACAUGAUUGACCUUCUGUUGACUUUACCUGGCUCCACAGCAGAAUGUGAACGUGGAUUUUCUCAGCUAAAAAUUAUCAAAACGGAAAUCAGAAACAAACUGAGCAGCUCCACAGUGUCAAAUCUCUUGACAGUCCAACUAAAUUCUGAAGAGGUGGAAGAUUACGAUGCAACUCAGGCCAUCCAUCAUUGGUUGCGAGUAAAACCUCGCAGAACACGACACCUAGAAAGAAAACUCACCACUCUCACAGCUAAAGAUGACAAUGAUACUGUUUAUGUUGAGAAUGAAACAGAACUGCAAGAUCCAGCUCUCAAGGCAACAGUAGAGGACUCUGACAGUUCUGAUGAUAGUUGUUAUGAUUCUGAAGAAUCUGUUGUCUCGAGUGACUACUCUGACUGUGACAUUGAUAUCUAGCUCAAAGUUGUAUAAGCACACAGUGCACAGGUUGUAAAUAUUUAAUGGUUCAUUAAGUUAUUGUUCAUAAUAAGUUGCUUUCCAGGCUCGAUUAUUUACAGACCGCCUCCAUAUAGUUGGAAUAUUGCUGAGUGUGGAAUAAAAAUGAACUCACUCACUCAUAAUAUGUUGCCUAAUCAAUACAAAUUUGAUUUAUGAA